Molecule: messenger RNA, 2936 nt
Organism: Neodiprion virginianus
Lineage: Eukaryota; Metazoa; Arthropoda; Insecta; Hymenoptera; Diprionidae
Product: probable dolichyl pyrophosphate Man9GlcNAc2 alpha-1,3-glucosyltransferase
Exons: 2
Coding region: 204-1703 (499 amino acids)
Biological process (GO): protein N-linked glycosylation
Cellular component (GO): endoplasmic reticulum membrane
Molecular function (GO): dolichyl pyrophosphate Man9GlcNAc2 alpha-1,3-glucosyltransferase activity
Source: RefSeq, a predicted model, not a curated record
UAUCUUUCUCCCGUGCGUAAGACCGUCGAAUCAUCUGCCACGUUAGUCGCGAUUACGGCUUAACCUGCCAUCGUUUGGUUACGGUAUGGCCUCAGGACAUGUGACAAAACAAUCAAUUAAAUAUUCUAAAUUAUCCAGUAGUAACAACCACAUGAUAAUCCUGUAAAUUGUCGGUAUCAGCAUCGUGAACAAGAUCUUAGAAAAUGUGCGAAGACAGUCGUGUUAUUAUUUUCCUUGUGACUGUACUGCUAAGGUGGUGUGCCACAUAUCACCCAUAUAGCGGCCAAGGAAAACCACCGAUGUUUGGCGAUUACGAAGCACAAAGGCAUUGGCAAGAAGUAACAUUCAAUUUACCAUACCAAGAAUGGUACACCAAUUCAUCGAACAAUGAUCUACAAUAUUGGGGCCUCGAUUAUCCACCGUUAACCGCGUAUCACAGUCUGCUAUUGGGCUACGCUGCCAACAAAGCAAAUCCAGAUUACGUGAAACUUGGAGACUCAAGAGGCUUUGAAUCCGAUGGUCAUAAAUUAUUCAUGAGGCUGUCUGUGAUUAUUGCAGAUAUAUUAAUUUAUAUGCCAGCAAUGUUCUGGUUUGUUUCAAAAUUACAAAUCACUGACUCUGAAAAAGUGAACGACAGUGACUCAAACAUUUUUGCCCUUAAAAAACGCGAUUUCAUUCUAAUAUCUAUUUUGAUUUAUCCUGGAUUGAUACUCAUUGAUCAUGGCCACUUCCAGUACAAUUGUGUAUCUUUAGGAUUAUUUGUCGCUGCUGUCACAGCAAUUUUACAACGAAAAUUACUUGUCGGCUCAUGCUUCUUCACAUUAGCACUGAACUAUAAGCAGAUGGAAUUGUACCAUUCCCUGCCAUUCUUCAUCUACAUCUUGAGUAGUAAUAUAGUCUAUAAAAAACAAUCGCUAACUAUUCAAUUCCGAAAGCUGGUGUUUGUUGCUCUGGUUGUAUUGAUAACAUUUGCAGUAAUUUGGAGUCCAUUCCUAUUAAGUAUCGAAGUAUUCUUCAAUGUAAUCGACAGAUUAUUUCCGCUUGCUAGAGGUCUAUUUGAGGAUAAAGUUGCAAACUUUUGGUGUACGGUAAACGUAUUAUACAAAUUACGUGACACAUUCUCUAAUCUGACAUUAGCUAAAAUUUGCCUUGUAGCAACCCUUGUAUCAGUUUUACCAUCGAAUUUAGAUCUCUUCCGAAAACCGACCAAUGAAAAGUUCAUAUUGUCACUAAUAAAUACAUCUCUAGCAUUUUUCUUAUUUUCUUACCAAGUGCAUGAGAAAAGUAUACUUCUGGUUGGUGUUCCAGUGUUGCUUUAUACCCAUGAAGAUCCUCUUGGGUGCUUUUGGUUUUCAAUUAUUUCUAACUUUAGUAUGCUACCCUUGUAUGCUAAGGAUCAGUUACUUGUAGCUUAUGUUGCUAUUACUACCUUUUACAUACUUUCUUUUUACUCUAUUGAAGAAGAUCCAUUUAAAAAUGUUAACUGGAAUCGACUUGCAAUUCGAUUAUUUUAUGCUUCCAUGGUGGGAAUGUUAUUUUUAACACUAGGGAUGUUUUGCCUAAAACCACCUAAAAGAUACCCCGAUUUGUUCCCAGUUUUGAUAUCUUUAUACUCAUUUGAACAUUUCUUUUUAUUCUUCAUUUACUUUCACUUCAAACAAUUUACUUCGGAUACUAGUAAUAAUAAAAUUAAGUCUAUGUAAUACAUCAUCAAUGGUAACUUAAGGGAAAACAUACACUUGGUACUUAUGAAGAAAAUACAGUCUUAGACAGAUGAUUUUGAAGUAAAAGUGAAUAACCAUAAAAAUCGAUUUCAUUAUGCCCUUGGGGUUGUGUGACUGGCCUUUAAUAAAAUCUUCAUAAAACUGUCAAUUCAAUGUGUUAAUGCGCAAACAAGAAGAAUCUAGUUAUUAGUUAUAUCACUUAAUUAUACAUCGGAUUACCAAUAAGACUGUAUUUUGAAAAGAUCAAUGAUUAUUUAUUAAUAAACUGGCCACCUGUUGUUGGUCAAACUAAUUGCUCAUCGAGUUUAUAUUAAUGGAUCCUAAUGACUUCAUAUGUUUUGUGGGUUCACUCUUUUUAUUUCUGCAUUAAUACAGACAUAAAUUUCCCAUACUAGUUAUAAUCAUAAUGUUAAAAAUAUAAAAUAGGUAUGGUGAUUUCCACUUGUUUGCGUUUAGUUGUUUUGCCCGAGUUUAAUGUCAUUAGAAAGGCUGAUUUCCUAAUUGGAAGUUGGUAAUCACGUGCAUAUUGCCGAUAGUAUAUUUGUGGUGACGGUCGUAAUACAUGUAUUAAUUUUGAACGCAGAAGCAUUACUGAUUUCUUGUCUGAAAUUAAUUGCACAGCUCGUUGAAUCAAUUUAAAAAAUAUUAUAAAUCAAUCAUUAGUCCAUUAGCUUAUAGCCAUUUACCAUCACCACUUUCAAAUAUUUCUUUAAGUGGUUACACGAAUUUUCCGCUCUAUUGAUAGUUCUAAAAUGACAUCUCACCCGAAGUGUAAAACUGACUGAACUUUGAUCUCUUUUAACAUUCAGCCAGGGAUACAAGACUACAAGCUAAAACUAGAAAUAGGACUUGGGAGUGAAUUUUUAGUCAGUACCGAAAGUCAGAUCCAUCAGCUUCUACCAGAUUUGCUGAUAAAUUCUGGGACUUUAGCUUAAUUAUAAUAGUGGUAUACGAUUCACAAUAAGUGUUUAUUAUAAUUGUAUACUGUCAACAAUAAAUGUGGGUAAUAAUAGCAGUGUCACGUUAGAAUAACCGAUCACAAAAGUGUAAUUUAAUCAGGUGCUCCGUCGUUCCUACUUGGGUGCUUUAUUCAAGAUAUAAGGCCUCAAUUUUUCGGAUUUAAAAGUUUGGUUUUCAUAUUCCUUUGCUAAUAGGAUGUUAUAGUAACAGAGUACUCACAGAAGUCGAUCAAAUAAUAAUAAAAUGUGAAAA